Messenger RNA from Annulohypoxylon truncatum, 1472 nucleotides. RefSeq lists its product as uncharacterized. The record is from RefSeq and is a predicted model, not a curated record. Bases 162 to 1163 code for a protein of 333 amino acids. Lineage: Eukaryota; Fungi; Ascomycota; Sordariomycetes; Xylariales; Hypoxylaceae. The transcript is spliced from 2 exons.
AACUUAUAGCCCAGUAUGAUUCCGGUAAGGACGAACAGGCUGCGCUAGUCACCCUUAAUAAGACGUGUAUCAUCUAACGUCGAUUUGAAAACAUUGAUUUGCUUUUAAAGGGUCUAAUUAAUGAAAUCCUCUUCAAUUGUCCACAGCAUCGCGAUUCAACGAUGUUGCUCAGUCUCCCUCAAGAGCUGCGGGACCAUAUCUUCACCCUCGUUUGCCUUGAUGCGCGCUCGGAACCACAACCAUCAACUUACCGCCGGGAAUGUCGUAGGACUUGUGAGCGACAGAGCUACUCUAUAGCACCCUUAGCUAGGGAUCGCGUUUGGUUUGAGCGGCCAUCAUUCCGAAAUCCAUUGCUUCCGUUACUGCUAGUUAACCGUCAAGUUCAUCGCGAGGCGCGAGAUGCGCUACGGCGGAUGAAUAGACCGCCAAACUAUGCCAUCGACAUUGCGUUUCUGAAAGACGGGACGCUAUGGCCGACUUGGUUGUCGGUACCGAAACUUCAGCGGUCACUAGGGAAUGUGUAUGCACAAUUUCGGAUCUUCGACGUUCCCGAGCACUUGCAACCGCAUGCAAUGGGCGACCCAUACUGCUCGGACAAACCGGGACCUCCACCAAUCGUUUGGUUAUUCUAUCACCUGCUGGCGGGGUUCCUUCGAAAUGGCCCAGUAGUUUCGGAUAGAGACAGUGAUAGCGGAGGUUUCACAGUUCAAAAUCUCAUCCUAGAUUUCUUGCCGGCUAGUGAAAAGGGCAUCCUACCUUUCGCGUCCUUCAUACAAUACUUUAAGGAAGUCGAAGAUAUGGCGGCGCCUCCGGACCUUGAGAAUGAUUGGACACUCGGCCAGGAUGAGGGUGAGAGUCUCCUUGCUGCGGAGUACCUGGCUCAUUUUGUGAGAGCGCUGCUCCUCCGAGUACUCAAUCUUGGCGUAUCGACCAUCAAGUAUGGCAAAAUCAUAUACGAAAACGUUGGCGACAUAGAAAUCAGGGUCGACGGUCGAUUAAAAUGGCACUUGGACAUUCCCAAAAUGUUCUCGAGCCUUUCGUUCGACCAUGAGAUCCAUACAUCGCAUAGGUUGAAACGUGAGCAAAUGUUUGCACACUGGAAAGAGUUGACCUUGGUAAAGCGACUGAAAGCCGGGUUUCCUACUGAAUGUACUUCUAGUUAAUGCGACAAUUAACCACCCUGUUGAAAGAUCAAUGGCUACGAUUUCUGGGACCGAAGUGAAAGUAAAGGGGCCACCAUGUAAAAAUUCUGAUCCACAUACUCAUACUAACCCCUCUUCGUCAAAUAAGUAGGUGCCUAUGCUUUACGUUACCGCGCGUACCUUCAAUAUCACCGUCAUCGCUAGACGUCUAUGAGGAGCGCAAACUGAUCCAAUAGUAUGAGUCUUCUUUUUCUAUCGCAAGAUUAAGUCGGACGCGGGUGCUGAGGCACUUGCAACAAUCCAAUCAGCACGCGGAGUUCCAUCCAUCGG